CUGGAAUUCUAAAUUUUAAAUGAAGAGCUCCGUGUCUUUCUUUUACUUUUCCUCCUCUUUCUUUAUAUGAACAGCAGUAUGUAUGUGUGUUUGCGUGUGUGUAAUAUUCAUGUCACUUCCGGUUUCCACCCCCACCCCCACUCCCUGAGUGAACUGGAGGGUCAGCCCUCGCUGUGCAUCUUUUGUGGUCAAAUUGACUGUCAGCUUCAGAAAUAGUUAGAAAAAAAAACUUAGAACCUUCCACAAUAAGUACCUAAAGAAGCAACAUUCAGGAAGACAUAAAGGACAGAUGCACCUUCUUUCACAUUAUUGGUGGAUGGAUCAGUGAUGACUAAGGAAGAACUACCACAUUUUCAGGCUGUGUGUGCAGGGACUGGAUCACAAGGAAUAGGAGGAAAUCUGCCAAAGAGGGUGCAGCUAGCCCUUAGAAAUCCUGGUAAUCUAGAGGUAGAGGCCAUUUCACCCCUUGCUUGAAGGGGUGAUGGCUAGUGAGAAGCUUGCUUACUUCCUCAUACUUAGACCAGCACUAAACCCUAACCAAACAGACAUUUGAAAGAGAAGAAGGCUUCCUCUUGUACAAAUUGGAUUUGUUCUAAAAAGAAAGAGCAGAGGCAGCUUCCAGAAGGACCUAUCUUAUAGGAAGUAAGAGCAGACGCCAAGACUGAAGUGGAUGGAUGCCAGGUCAGAGCAGGGAAUGUGUCCAAGAGCCUGCAACAAAGCUAAAGCACACAAGUGAGUUUCAGAAAGAAGAAGCGAUGGCUACAGUGAUACUGGAGAGCAUCUUUCUCAAGCGAUCCCAACAGAAAAAGAAAACAUCACCUUUAAACUUCAAGAAGCGCCUCUUUCUCUUGACUGUGAAUAAACUUUCCUAUUAUGAGUAUGACUUUGAACGUGGGAGAAGAGGCAGUAAGAAGGGUUCAAUAGAUGUUGAGAAGAUCACCUGCGUUGAAACAGUGGUUCCUGAAAAAAAUCCUCCCCCUGAAAGACAGAUUCCGAGAAGGGGUGAAGAAUCCAGUGAAAUGGAGCAGAUUUCAAUCAUUGAAAGAUUCCCUUAUCCCUUCCAGGUUGUAUAUGAUGAAGGGCCUCUUUAUGUCUUCUCCCCAACUGAAGAACUGAGGAAGCGUUGGAUUCAUCAGCUCAAAAAUGUAAUCCGGUACAACAGUGAUCUGGCACAGAAAUACCAUCCUUGCUUCUGGAUCGAUGGGCAGUAUCUCUGCUGCUCUCAGACAGCCAAAAAUGCUAUGGGCUGCCAAAUUUUGGAGAAUAGGAAUGGAAGUUUAAAACCUGGGAGUUCUCACCGAAAGACGAAAAAGCCCCUUCCUCCCACACCUGAGGAGGACCAGAUCUUGAAAAAGCCUCUGCCCCCUGAGCCAACAGCAGCACCUGCCUCUACAAGUGAGCUGAAAAAGGUUGUAGCCCUUUAUGAUUAUAUGCCAAUGAAUGCAAAUGAUCUACAGCUACGAAAGGGUGAUGAGUAUUUUAUCCUGGAGGAGAGCAACUUACCCUGGUGGAGAGCACGGGAUAAAAAUGGGCAGGAAGGCUACAUCCCUAGUAACUAUGUCACCGAAGCAGAAGACUCCAUAGAAAUGUAUGAGUGGUAUUCUAAACACAUGACUCGGAGUCAAGCUGAGCAACUGCUAAAGCAAGAGGGGAAAGAAGGAGGUUUCAUUGUCAGAGACUCCAGCAAAGCAGGAAAAUAUACUGUGUCUGUGUUUGCUAAAUCUACAGGGGACUCUCAAGGGGUGAUACGCCAUUAUGUUGUGUGUUCCACACCUCAGAGCCAGUAUUACCUGGCUGAGAAGCACCUUUUCAGCACCAUCCCUGAACUCAUUAACUACCAUCAGCAUAACUCUGCAGGACUCAUAUCUAGGCUCAAAUAUCCAGUGUCUCAACAAAACAAGAAUGCACCUUCCACUGCAGGCCUGGGCUAUGGAUCAUGGGAAAUCGAUCCAAAGGACCUGACCUUCUUAAAGGAGCUGGGGACUGGACAAUUUGGGGUAGUGAAAUAUGGGAAAUGGAGAGGCCAGUAUGAUGUGGCCAUCAAGAUGAUCAAAGAAGGCUCCAUGUCCGAGGAUGAGUUCAUUGAAGAAGCCAAAGUCAUGAUGAAUCUUUCCCAUGAGAAGCUGGUACAGUUGUACGGCGUCUGUACCAAGCAGCGCCCCAUCUUCAUCAUCACUGAGUACAUGGCCAAUGGCUGCCUCCUGAACUACCUGAGGGAAAUGCGCCACCGCCUCCAGACUCAGCAGCUGCUGGAGAUGUGCAAGGAUGUCUGUGAAGCCAUGGAAUACCUGGAGUCAAAGCAAUUUCUUCACCGAGACCUGGCAGCCCGAAACUGUUUGGUAAAUGAUCAAGGAGUUGUUAAAGUAUCUGACUUCGGCCUGUCCAGGUAUGUCCUGGAUGAUGAAUACACAAGCUCAGUAGGCUCCAAAUUUCCAGUCCGGUGGUCUCCACCAGAAGUCCUUAUGUAUAGCAAGUUCAGCAGCAAAUCUGACAUUUGGGCUUUUGGGGUUUUGAUGUGGGAAAUUUACUCUCUGGGGAAGAUGCCAUAUGAAAGAUUUACUAACAGUGAAACAGCUGAACACAUUGCCCAAGGUCUACGUCUCUAUAGGCCUCAUCUAGCUUCAGAGAGGGUAUAUAGCAUCAUGUACAGCUGCUGGCAUGAGAAAGCAGAGGAACGUCCUACUUUCAAAAUUCUUCUGAGCAACAUCCUAGAUGUCAUGGAUGAAGAAUCCUGAGCUCACCAAUAAGCUUCUUGGUUCUACCCCUCUCCUCCACAAGCCCCAAUUUCAUUUCUGAGGAAAUCCCAGGUUUACAGGCACUGGGUCCUUUGUGCUCUUGCUGAAUACACAAAGGCCCCUCUCUACAUCUAGGAAUGACUCUUUUCUAUGAUUCUCUGGGAUAGUACCUUCUGAGCAAAAGCCAAGGAAUUCUUGUGCCUGGUAUUGUUCUCAGAGAAAAUAAUUUCCAGGAGUAUUAAGACAGGACUGAAUUUGGGAUGGAAAGUUUGGAGGAGGGAGGGAUGUAAAUAGCCUGACAAGGGAUCCAACAGCUCUUUGGGUAGGCAUUAGAGCUUGGGGGGCGGGAGGCAGAAUUUGGCAAGAAUAAAAUGGUGUCAUAAAAAUGGGAGGGCAGGGUGUUUUGAUAAAAUAAAAUUACUGGAAAGCA
Molecule: messenger RNA, 3165 nt
Organism: Leopardus geoffroyi (Geoffroy's cat)
Lineage: Eukaryota; Metazoa; Chordata; Mammalia; Carnivora; Felidae
Gene: BTK
Product: Bruton tyrosine kinase
Exons: 19
Coding region: 675-2735 (686 amino acids)
Biological process (GO): adaptive immune response; T cell receptor signaling pathway; peptidyl-tyrosine autophosphorylation
Molecular function (GO): ATP binding; protein binding; non-membrane spanning protein tyrosine kinase activity
Source: RefSeq, a predicted model, not a curated record